AUGGCAAUUUUAAAUGAAACUGGAAAACCUGACAUUUUUCUUACUAUGACGUGUAAUCCAAAUUGGUCGGAAAUAACAGAUAAUUUGUUACCAGGACAACAAGUAGCUGACAGACCAGAUUUAGUAGCUAGAGUUUUUGAUUUAAAAAAGGAUUAUUUACUUGAUAUUGUUGUGAAAAAAAGUUUUAUUGGAAAAGUAGCCUCUUAUGUUUAUGUCAGUGAGUUUCAAAAAAGAGGAUUACCACAUAUGCAUUUAUUAAUCACAUUAGAACAGGGAUAUAAAAUUACUACGGCUGACAUAGUUGACAAAUUCAUAUCAGCUGAACUACCAAUUCAAAUAAGAAAUCCACGUUUAUUUGAUAUUGUUAUGAGAACUAUGACUAAUGGCCCAUGUGGUGACUGGUGUAUGAAAGAUGGUAAAUGCUCCAAAAAAUUUCCAAAGCAAUUUCAAGAUGAAACAACUAUGGAUGCAAAUGGUUAUCCACAAUAUCGCAGGAGAGAUCCUGGUGUCGAGUAUGAAUGUCCUAAUGGACAUAAAAUAGAUAAUAGAUGGGUAGUUCCAUAUUGUUCUGAAUUAUUAGAAAUUUUUGACUGUCACAUUAACGUGGAAGUUGUUUCAAGUAUUAAAGUUGUGAAAUAUUUAUACCAAUAUAUUUAUAAAGGACACGAUGCAUCUACAGUAGUAGUUGGCGAAGCAGAAAAUGGGAAUAUUAUUGAACACGACGAAUGCCGUAAUUGCAUUGAAACCCGUUAUGUAGGUCUAGUUGAUGCAUGUUAUAGAAUCUUUAGUAAAGCAUUGCAAGAUAAAAGUCAUUCAGUUUCAAGAUUACCAAUACAUCUACCUAAUGAACAAUCAGUGAUUAUUACACAAAAUGAAGAUGAAUUAUCACUAUUAGCACACUUAAAUAAUUCAAGUAGUAUGUUACUUGAUCACUUCAGUUUAAAUGCAACUAAUGAUAAAGCAAGACAAUUUUUAUUAUUAUAUGUCAAAGGUGCCACAAAUUACAAUGAUUUGCGAACUGUAGAUGAUGUACUACAUUCUUCUUUCACGGCAGCCUGCCUAGCAUUAGGAAUUAUUGAAGAUGACGAGGUAUGGAAUAAAGCUAUGAGAGAAGCUGUGUCUUGGAUGAUGCCUCAGUGUCUGAGAAAUUUAUUUGUUCGUAUAUUAAUUCACUGUCAACCAACUUAUCCUGAAAAAUUAUGGGAAACAUUUAAAGAUUCACUGUCUGAAGAUUUUUCACGUAACAAUGACUUGGAUAUAAAUUAUCAAAUGGCUUAUGCUGAAAUAAAUAAUUUUUUAAUUAAAGAAGGCAAAAGUUUGGCUGAUUUUCCAUCAAUGGAUCAAAAUGUUACAGUUCAUAUAAUUGUAAAUAAUAAUAAUAGUGACGAAAACAGACAACUAGAAAUUGGCAACCAACAAUAUGAAAAAUUAAAUGCAGAGCAGAAACAAAUAGUUGAUAAUAUUCUUGAGGCAUCACGCUCAGAGAAUUAUGAGGGCUCAACCUGCUUUUAUAUUCAUGGACAAGGGAGAUCUGGAUAA
This is a messenger RNA of Phymastichus coffea, 1539 nucleotides long. RefSeq lists its product as uncharacterized. The record is from RefSeq and is a predicted model, not a curated record. Bases 1 to 1539 code for a protein of 512 amino acids. NCBI's taxonomy places the organism in Eukaryota, Metazoa, Arthropoda, Insecta, Hymenoptera, Eulophidae. The transcript is spliced from 2 exons.